CUUCUUGCUCUUCCCACAAACAGCGGUUCUCACGUCAAACAGCCUCUCGAGAAACGUGAUACUCGCACUACUGCACCAACAGGAUGUCUCUCGGUUGGGUCUGGAGCCACGUACUCGACCAUCGCUUCUGCCAUCAAGGCUCUAGGCAGCUCAAAGAAUGAUGCAUGUAUCUAUAUCAAGAGUGGGACUUACAAAGAGCAACUGACUAUCGACUACGCUGGCUCUCUGACUCUGUAUGGCGAAACCGCCGACACUUCAAACUACAAGUCCAACAGGGUUCUGAUCACUCAUGGACUCAGCUCUCCAGCUGCUGGUAGUCUCGAUGCAAGCUCGACGAUCAACAUCAGAGUAGCAAAUUUCAAGAUGUACAACAUCAAUGUCGAGAACAGCUUUGGGACAGAUGCUCAGGCUGUUGCGGUAACUGCCAACGCUGACAAGCUUGGCUUUUAUGGCUGCUCUUUCCUCGGUUAUCAGGAUACUCUUUACGUCAAGGCUGGCACUCAGUACUAUUCCAAUUGCUUGAUCAAGGGUGCUGUUGACUACAUUUUCGGUGACGCUUCUGCCUGGUUCGACUCCUGCACCAUCAUGAGCAAUGGUCCUGGUGCCAUCACUGCGUCAUCUCGCACAACUAGCGACGAGUCUACCUGGUAUGUCUUCAACAACGUCAACGUCGUGUCCGACGGCACAAACCUUGUCGGGAAAGUAUUCCUUGGACGUCCUUGGAGAGUCAACGCUAGGGUCAUGUUUCAGAAAUCACAGUUAUCAAACGUCGUUAAUGCAGCUGGAUGGACCGACAUGGCCGACGGCGCUACACCCAAAUACUACGAAUACAGAAAUAUGGGUGACGGUUCCAACACUUCUAAGCGUAAGUGGACGAUCAAUGCCACUGGUGCAAUCAGCAUCAACACUGUUUUGGGGGGUAGCUAUGCUUCUUGGGUCGAUCAGACAGGCACUGGUUUGACCUCAGCGGUUUCGUCUGUUGCCGACUCCAAGGCAAAGAGUGUCACUACCACAAAUCCAGCCUCAGCCAAAGGCCCUGUCUGCACGCCGAUUGCAGGAGGCUCUCCAAGCAAAGACGACACUCCUGCCAUCCACACUGCUAUCCAAAAGUGCGGGAAUGGUGGCACCAUUAUGAUUAAUCCACCCAAUGUCUUCCACUCUGUCAAGGGCAAUGCUCUCAAUGUUGCUUACUCCAACCUCAACAUGUCUGCCGCUCGACUAACAAAAUCUUANGGCUUUGACAUUGGUGACUCGACAUUCGUCACUCUCAACAAUAUCACUGUCCUCAACAACGACGAUUGUGUCGCUUUCAAGCCGGGCGCCAACCACACCACUGUGACCGGCAUCACUUGCACUGGCUCUCAUGGUCUUUCCAUCGGCUCGCUCGGCAAAUCGAGCGCUGACACAGUCGCAAACAUCUAUGUCUCAGACGCCACCAUGAUAGAUUCGACCAAGGCUGUCGGUAUCAAAACAUACCCCAUGGGCAAUGGUCAUGGUGUCUCGACCGUCACCAAUGUCACUUACAGCAACAUCAAGGUCCAGAACUCUGACUAUGCUAUCCAGAUCCAGAGCUGCUAUGGUGAAGAUGAGAGCUACUGCACGACCAAUGGUAACAAUGCUAUCUUGAAGGGGAUCGUGUUUGAGAAUUUCUCGGGAACUACUAGCAAGAAGUACUCACCUGUGACCAGUAACCUGAACUGUGGAGCCCACGGGGCUUGCGAUGUGAAGAUCAAAGGCUAUACUCUCAAUGGUGGUUUAGGGGUUGAUGAAGUACUUUGUGCCAACACGCCGGGAUCUUUGGGUGUUGCUUGCACGAAGGGAGCAUCUGGC
Aureobasidium uvarum is the source of this 1830-nucleotide messenger RNA. NCBI's taxonomy places the organism in Eukaryota, Fungi, Ascomycota, Dothideomycetes, Dothideales, Saccotheciaceae. The record is from the annotation of a GenBank genome assembly.